AUGCGCCAUCCGAAAGGCAAAGCGCUCAUCGAGGAGCUGGUAAGCAUCAGCGAUGUGGUAGUCGAGAACUUCCGGGCGGGACUGAUGGAGCGGCGCGGACUUGGCUACGAGGCUCUGAGGGCGAUACGCCCGGACAUCAUCAUGGUUUCGAUGCCCGCGUUUGGCAGUGUAGGGCCGUGGAAGGACUUCAUUCAGUACGGCAUUGGGCAGGAGCAGCUAGGCGGCAUCUCGGCGAUGAACGGCUAUCGCGGCGAGGACGCGCCUGUGAAGUCUGGAGUGAACUUCGGCGACCCCAUCAGCGGGGCGCACGCGGCGGGUGCGUUGCUUUCUGCGCUGUGGAGUCGGCGGCGCACGGGCAAGGGCUGCUUCAUAGAUUUGUCGCAGCUGGAAUCGGCGAUAAUGACCAUCGGCGAGCACCUGCUAGGCUUUCAGAUGAAUGGGAGGCGCGCUGAGAAUCGAGGCAAUCGGCAUCCCGUGUACGCACCGCACGGCGCCUAUCCCUGCCAUGGCGAAGACGAGUGGAUUACGAUCGCCGUUGCCGACGACGCGGAGUGGCAGCGUCUAUGCGCCGCUAUGGACAUGCCUCAGUUGACGACGCACUCGGAAUACUGCGACAUCCUCGCGCGCCAUCGCAACCACGACGCGCUGGACGCGCUCAUAUCGCGGGGACUCAUGACAAGCCCGCUGCCGAUGUGA
Geodia barretti is the source of this 696-nucleotide messenger RNA. The record is from the annotation of a GenBank genome assembly. NCBI's taxonomy places the organism in Eukaryota, Metazoa, Porifera, Demospongiae, Tetractinellida, Geodiidae.